GUCUCUCAGCGCCCUUCCUCUUGACAUCCAUUCACAAAAAAGCUAUUGUGAAUUUGAGCACAGAAAUCUGAUUCUUCUGGACUUUAUUUUUUUCCAACUUGAAAACUAAGUUCGUAUCAUCAGGUGGACAUAAAGGCUCGCGGAGGUGGCACUGGACAGGACAGGUGACCUGCCUUCAGCCUUUAACAAUCACAGGUUUUUGAAAAGCCAUCUCCCUUUUCAUGACAUCUGGGCCUGCAUGCUUCACAUCCGAAAGGCACCCCGAGAGGAUUUCAGCAGACUUGGAAAGACUACCUGGCAGCUGCUCUGAGGAGGUGGAUUUGGUGUUUUUUUUCUGUUAUUGUGGAUAAUUCCGUGCUCAGAGUCUUUGCUUCCUUAGAAGGUGAAUGGUUGGCACGCAGGCCCAGUGAUUUCUCUGAAAUAUAUGUUUCUUGAGGACGGGGGUUUGGGAUCACCGAAGACUGAAACGCUAUCUUAGAUUUUUUUCAGUGACUCAGCAAGCCAGUAAUACGACCAGAUAUUUCAGUUUCAGAGUUACCAGAUGACAAUGGCACCUACCAAGUCCAUCCUCAGCGAGGCUGGACAUUGAAACUCUGCGUGUCCACUGAGCCGGACCUAGAAGAUUGAAUGAGCAUGUUUGGCACGGUACCCCUGAGCCUGAAUCGCCACCUUGUAGCCACAGGUUACGCACCUGGCCUCCUUCAAAUGCACUUAUAGCGCGUCGGUUUGACUUUAUUCUCCUCUCGGCACAGCUGAUUUUUCUACAUGUCUCCCACCAUGGUGGAACACAACGGCCUGGAUAUCAUGUGCCUGAACAAGUACUGCCACAGUUCCUCCUCUUCUUCCAGCUCCGAGCAAGACAAGAAGAUUUUCUCGAAGCUACGACUCAGUUUGUCAGGGGAAUAUCCGAGGAAGAACGCAGAGUUCCUAAGUGGCCAGUAUGGCACCAAUUUGCUGCUGAUCGGGGUGGCGUUGAUGCUGGCUAUUGCGCAUCAUGGCCCCUCUGUCAAGGAAGAGCACUUUCUGUCCUUCGUCACCUGCCUAAUCAUCCUCCAGCUGUUCUGGAUGUUGUGGUACAUCCUGGUGCGGGACAGACAGAAGAACACGCGGACUGAUAAAGAUGUCCACGCAACAACAUGUUGGAUCAGAGGUGGCUUGACUCUCCUUGCGCUCCUUUCCAUCAUUAUGGACGCUUUCCGAAUCGGGUAUUUUGUCGGCUAUCAGUCUUGUGUGUCGGCUGUGCUCGGGGUAUAUCCUGUCAUUCAUGCAACUCACACCAUAGCUCAGGUGCAUUUUCUCUGGUUUCACAUCAAGGAUGUUAUAAAGAGCUUUGAAACAUUCGAGAGAUUUGGUGUAAUCCACGCAGUGUUUACCAACCUCCUCCUGUGGUGCAACGGCGUGAUGUCAGAGGCUGAGCACUUCUUGAACAACCAUAAGAGAAGACUGUCUGCCCUGGGCUACGGAAACCACACCAUAGUUCACUCAGAGCCCCACUGUAACUGCACCACCAGCACUUGCUCCAUGUUCUCCAGCAGCCUUUACUUUCUCUAUCCCUUCAACAUCGAGUACCACAUCUUCGUCUCCGCCAUGCUCUUUGUCAUGUGGAAGAACAUUGGACGUACCAUUGACAUCUCUUCAAACCGGAAGCGGUUGGCUACCAAAACCAAGAGUCUGACCAUAGGCCCCAUUCUGGGUCUACUUGCACUGGCCAGCACUAUCGGGAUCCUGGUGGUCUACAUCACCCAUGUAGAGGAAUCCCUCAAAACUCGCCAGUCGACCAUUUCAAUGUUCUACAUUUACAGUAUUGUCAUGUUGGUGUUAAUGUGCUCUGCUGGUGCUUCAGGUCUGCUCAUAUUCCGGGCAGACCAUGUGCCACUGGACACAACCAAGAACCCAUCCAGGCAGCUGGACACAGAGCUGCUCUUUGGGUCCUCUAUCGGCUCUUGGCUCAUGUCCUGGUGCAGUAUAGUGGCUGUGUUAGGCACCAACAGCAGUCCUCCUUACCGCUGGACCAACCUGGUCUAUUCUUUGCUUAUUGUGCUGGAGAAGUACAUCCAGAACCUCUUCAUCAUAGAGUCUCUGUAUCGCAAGCAAGAGGAUGGGGAGAGGGACGACCCUGAGCUACCUGCUGCUCCAGAAAUCUUUUCGGUGACGUCCUCAAUGGCUCCACCGUACAAUGGCAUCAUCAACCGAGCUUAUGAGACUCCAGACAGAGCCUGUGUCACAAUCGAGAACGAGCAGGAGGAGAUCGGACAGGGGUACAGAUGUCCGCGGAAACCUUCUGAAGUGCCGCUACCUGUUGGAAACAAAGAGGAAGAGCCCCCAAAUAUAAAGAGGCAAAUCCUGAAGAAUAUUGCAGUGUUCCUGCUGAUGUGCAACAUUUCGCUGUGGAUACUUCCUGCCUUUGGCUGCCGCCCCCAGUAUGACAACGGGUUAGAACAGGAGACAUUUGGCUUCAGCAUAUGGACCACAGUUCUCAAUUUUGCCAUUCCCUUGAACCUUUUUUACCGCAUGCACUCAGUCGCCUCCCUCUUUGAGGUGUUCCGCCGGGUCUGACAGGAUAACACAUGACUGACGAUGCCAGAUAACAUGCACAGGAACACUCGUCACCACCGGCUCCCAAGAGUGUCUCACAGCUCUGGUCAACCGUUCAGGAGGCAGUCUGGGUCACACUCUGACAGACUAGAAAGCAAGCCGUGGAGACAGACAAAACGUAGAUCCCUCAGUGUGGGAAUAGCAGAGGAAGACCAACCUAUUAGCCAAUAUUCCUCGAAGAAUGAUCUUGAAUAAUGAGGACAUAUUAAUGAAGGUGAUUAAAAUAAUCUUUUGUUUCAACAACCUAAAGAGAACCCUUUGUACUCUUUGCCCUGUAGACACCUUUCAGUAGGAUUUUUUCUCUCGGGUGCAUCAUGUAAAAUGUAUAGGCUGUAUUGUACAUAAAAGAUGUGUACUGACUCAUAUGAGUUCCUGAAAAGGCAUCAUAGACUACACCUGAACAGAAUACUAUGAGCCACUGGAAUACACCAGUCAGUCUCACACACCUGACAAGGUUAUAGAACUGUGCUUUGCAGAUAAAUAGAGCUGAAAGAUCCACAGUGAACCACUUGACCCUUACUUUAUCUGCAUGUGAAGCAUUCAAAUUGUACAUGGAUGUAGUUCUCAUUUAUGUCUCUUAGUAUUUCAAGUAUUUCAUUGACUUGAGCAACAAAGAUAGUGACAAUAUAAGCACUACAGUUGAAUAAUCCUUAUGGGUUGGAAUUAAGUUCUCAUCCUGCCUGUGAGUCAUUUAAAGUUCAGUAGUGCUCUAUGGUAUGAAGUUUAUCUGUUCUGUGGUAAGUUAGGUUCAAAAUUAUGUUACUAGGCAGCGCUGUUUGCAUUGUAAUCCAGUCCUGUGAUCUAUGUACGUCAUUCAUUGAGAAGUGUGAUUGGAGAUCGUGAAUUUCCAGCUUCAUCCGUAUUGCGGAAAAGAGGAAAUCUUCCAUAGGAAUACACAUGAAAUGAUCAGACCAUUUUAAAAUAAAACGUUUAAAACAUGUUCGUGAAAUGCUAAUGUUGUUGUGGUGACAACCUGAACAACAACGACCAGCACUAUUAUACUUCUACCUGAAGGAUCAGCAACAACAAAAAACAACCCAGUCUGUAAAAUCACUUUCAUUUUGAUAAAACGCAGACAUUUUCUUGUACUUGUACUGUACAACUUUAUAUCAAAUCAAUGUAUAACUUCAGUUAGUCCAGCUAAUUCUCAACCUGGUGCUCACUGUUUGUGUUAUCACUAUGUGUUCUCACAAUGUGCCAAUUUAUGGUUAAAUCUUAUUUUCAAGGUACAAAAUGCCAUAUUAUAUCAUUUUUGUAAAUACUGUCAUGCUUUCAAAAUUAUUCAGAUACUGUGAUAACGAUUUUGUGAAAUUCUCAUAAAAUGGUGCUCAUAUGAAAUUAUGUGUAUAAUGGUGAUGAAUGUAUAUAUCUAUUGCCUGAAA
Labrus mixtus (cuckoo wrasse) is the source of this 3977-nucleotide messenger RNA. It is a transcript of the gene otop1, whose product is annotated as otopetrin 1. NCBI's taxonomy places the organism in Eukaryota, Metazoa, Chordata, Actinopteri, Labriformes, Labridae. The record is from RefSeq and is a predicted model, not a curated record. The coding region runs from base 766 to 2556 and encodes 596 amino acids. The transcript is spliced from 6 exons. Gene Ontology annotation, molecular function: proton channel activity. Gene Ontology annotation, cellular component: membrane. Gene Ontology annotation, biological process: proton transmembrane transport; inner ear morphogenesis.